GUAUUUGUAUAUACAUCUCGGUCGCAUCGCGACGCGCAUUGUGAGUCAGACUAAAAUCACGAAUAUUGUACCGUACAAACAUUCGAGCAAAAGCUGCGCGUACAGAAUGACGCCAGUGUAUAAACAUAAAAACAGCUAAUAAAUUACGAAUUGUAAGAGAAAAAAAUAAAAGUGCCAGUGCUGAUAGUAUUUGAGUGGAAAAUGGCAAACUCGUAUAACAUGAAAGAAUUCAGCUCCACUGCUGUGAUAACAGGAAAUGGAAUAUAUCCGUCGACUAUUUCGAUUAACACAAUAAAUCCAAAAAACAAAGACAAUGACGUAGAACUAAAUACAUAUGAUCCGUUUCAGAACAGGAAAUUGGAACAUCCUAAUUCUGACGUCAGAUCAUUCGCAAACCUUUUGAAGUCAUCCCUCGGAUCAGGCAUCUUAGCUAUGCCGGCAGCGUUCAAGAAUGCAGGAACGAUUGUUGGCAUUUUCGGGACAAUUAUUUUGGGUUACAUUUGCACGCACUGCGUUUAUUUGUUGGUGAAAACAUCGCAAGAUGUAUCACGUGUAGCAAAAGUGCCAUCGCUAGGAUAUGCUGAAACUGUAGAAGCGGUCUUCGCUACUGGUCCGCAAACAUUAAGAAAGUUUUCAAGAGCUUCACGGAUAUUUAUCGACUGGGCAAUGGCUUUUACUAUUCUUGGCGCUUGUGCUGUAUAUGUCAUUUUACUUGUGGAGUCAGUUCAGCAGAUCGUCGAUUAUUUCUACGCAGACAAUGGCAUCAACGAAACAAUGUACUGCCUUAUGUUCCUAGUACCCAUUCUUAUAUUCACUCAAAUAAAAAAUCUAAAGUACUUAGCUCCGUUUUCGGGAUUCGCUAAUAUUCUUCUGGUCCUCACUUUCUUGAUUUGCCUGUACUACAUUUGCAACGAAUUUCCCGAUCUUGAUUCUAGACCAACUUCAGUAAACAUCGGAAAUUUACCAUUAUUCAUUGGUACAGUUAUCUUCGCAAUGGAAGGAAUCGGAGUUGUACUACCAGUAGAAAAUACAAUGGCUAAACCUCAACACUUUCUAGGUUGUCCGGGGGUACUGAACUUAACCAUGAGCGUUGUGGUCUUGCUAUAUAUGAUAAUGGGCUUCCUUGGAUACGUCAAGUACGGAGACCAAGCUAUGGGUAGUAUUACCCUGAAUUUAGAUACUGGUGAAAUACCAGCUCUAAUCGCAAAGAUCUUCAUAAUUCUUGCCAUAUUCUUCACUUAUACUCUCCAGUUCUACGUACCUAUGGAGAUAGUAUGGCGAAAUACUAAAGAUCAUGUAGCGCAAAAAUACCAUAACAUCACGGAAGCAGUCAUGAGAGCGGUUUUUGCCGCUCUUACUGUGGUUGCGGCAGCGACGUUACCGAGCCUUGAACAAGUUAUAGGCCUCGAAGGAGCUUUCUUCUACUCCUUCCUUGGUCUCAUAGCCCCGUCCAUACUGGAUCUCAUUUUCAAGUGGGAACGAGGUCUUGGAAGAAACAAUUGGAUUUUAUUUAAGGAUUUAUUUCUAAUAUUUUUUGGCUGUUUCGUACUAGUGGCCGGUGUCACACAAAGCAUCAGAGAAAUAAUUAGGACUAGUUCUCAAUAAGUGCUAUUAGAAGCUAGUUUUUAUUUUAAUUUAUUUACCAACUAAUACGACUUUGUAAAUAUUUUUAAAAAUUAAAUUAAUUAAUCAUUAUGUGUUUCACUAUAUUAUCUCUUAUCUUGAUAACUACAUACUAGGUACCCUUAUAAAACAACUAAAUUAUUG
Messenger RNA from Bombyx mandarina (wild silkworm), 1767 nucleotides. Its product is annotated as proton-coupled amino acid transporter-like protein pathetic. Gene Ontology annotation, biological process: amino acid transmembrane transport. The record is from RefSeq and is a predicted model, not a curated record. Gene Ontology annotation, cellular component: vacuolar membrane. Lineage: Eukaryota; Metazoa; Arthropoda; Insecta; Lepidoptera; Bombycidae. Gene Ontology annotation, molecular function: L-amino acid transmembrane transporter activity.